Molecule: messenger RNA, 1804 nt
Organism: Cephus cinctus (wheat stem sawfly)
Lineage: Eukaryota; Metazoa; Arthropoda; Insecta; Hymenoptera; Cephidae
Product: platelet glycoprotein V
Exons: 9
Coding region: 25-1626 (533 amino acids)
Cellular component (GO): extracellular matrix
Molecular function (GO): protein binding
Source: RefSeq, a predicted model, not a curated record
AAUUUUCGUCCGAAAGCCAUCGCCAUGUAUUUUACCCCUCGGAUUAUAUUUUUUCUAUGUUUGUUAUCGAUCUCUUGUUGUACCUUGUGUCCAGAAUUUUUGAGCGCGUGUUUUGAUGCUGGAAUGAAACACGUUAUCGGAACCGAAACUAAUUUAGAGGACGUGCAAAGCAGAAUUUCAGGAUUAGAAAGAAGACUGAGAGCAAUUGAACAGCCAGUCUGGCAAAUCAGAGGACGACUUGGCGAUUGGGAAAUUUGUGCCGAAGGACCCUGUCGCUGUAUUCCUGAAACAAAGUCUUUGUCUUGUUGGAGAUUCGGCUUGAUGGACAUUCCACCUACGCAAUUAGUACCUGAGGAUGUCUUAAAAUUGGAUCUGGGAAGCAAUCAGAUGACUGCGAUACACAGGGAUACUUUUUUGGAUUUGAUUCAUCUUACUUACUUGGAUCUUAGCAACAAUUUCAUUGAACAUCUGCCUCUCAGUUUAUUCUUCUCGCUGCACAGUCUGACCCAUCUCAAACUCAGCAAAAAUCUUCUUCGCGAAUUACAUCAGAAUCAAUUUCUGCGUAUGCGGCAUCUUCACAUCGUCGAUAUUUCAUUCAAUAAGCUACGCACUCUUCCGGAAGGACUAUUUCUAACCAAUGGCGCCCUAGUCGUACUGGAUCUCACGUCCAACAGAAUUUCAACUUUAACAUCAGGAAUUUUUUUAGGUCUACGUAAUCUCGAGGAACUUCUACUUGGAAAAAAUCACUUGACGUCAUUGCCAUUAAAAAUCUUCGACGAGCUCUACAAUUUGAGGUCAUUACGAUUAGAUGAAAAUCAUCUUCAAGCAUUGCCAUCGAGUCUCUUUCAGGAUCAGAUAAAUCUUCAGGAUCUCAAUCUGCGUGACAAUCGUCUCACAGUGAUUGAAUCUGGACUGAUGAUGUCACUGUCAAAAUUAGAGAUCCUGGAACUGUCGACCAAUCGUAUCGCUCGAAUCGAUCCAGCCGCCUUACAGGGUCUUACGUCUCUUAAGGAAUUGCAACUUGGACAGAAUCAUAUAAAAAAGAUACCUCAAGGUCUCUUUCAAUCGGUACCAUCGUUGGAGCGAUUGAUCCUCUAUGCAAACGGAAUAGAGACUUUGUCGAAUAAUGAUUUUCAAGGAUUGUCAAACCUGACAACCUUAUUUCUCCAUGCAAAUCAUUUAAGAGUUUUGCAUCCUGACGUUUUCAUGGAUACUCCAAAUUUGAAGAAAUUGCAUCUCGAGUCUAAUUACCUGUCAUACCUACCAGCACGAAUACUCGACGCUAUGAUUGACAUUCAACAAUUGCGUCUUGCACGAAAUCCGUGGCACUGCGACUGCGGUGCGGCGUACCUUGCCAUGUGGCUUCGCAAACGUUACCUCGCACACCUUAAAAAUCUUCACGUCGCUAUAGAAGACGCGACUACGAGUCUCGAGGGCGAUUCCAACUUCUGGGAAUUCGGCGGUGGCGCCGUCUGUCGCGGCCCGGGAACACUCGGUGGAAAACUUUUGAUUCAGUUAUCUUUUCACGAACUAUGCGAAGGCCAAUGGGCAUCGAUGCAGGGAUUGGUUCCUCGACUGCCACUGGAUACUAUCACUACGAUUGCAUCCUACUCCGUACGUCGAUAACAAAAUUCCAACGAUUCAAAUGUCACCGACCAUUUUAAUGACUAUCCGCUAAUUACGUCUAUUUACGGUACUAGAUAUAAGAUUUUCUAAAUGACUAUUGAUAAGCAUCCCUAAUGGUAAAAUUUUUGAAUUUUUAUAAAAUUUCAAUGAAUUGUCAUCAACGCUUAUUAUUAUUGAA